GGGGAGGAGUGGUAGUGCCUCCUCCUUGCCUACUGGGCUUCGGUGCGGGAAAGAAGUUACUGGAGGACUGGUCCAGGGAAGAUGUUGCGCUCUGCGUUGUUGUGUUAGCUGUGAGAGACACUCGGCUGACAGUGGUGGAAGGAAGGCGGGCAGGAAGGAAGAAGGCUUGUUGGAGAUCAGCAACAAAUAGGUCCAGAAUCCGGAGGCUGGAAGAACAGUGGCACACCAAUGUAUUCAAAGAGCAGCAGGUGAAGACCCGCGCCAUGGACUCUGUAGCAGCAGAAGCAGAAGGAUGCCCUUCGGACCAAGGGCCUCCUCAGACAGCCAUUCCCCGUUGGCUUCUCUUCGUCUGCAUAUGCAUUUGUCUUCCACGCGAGUCGUUGCAAGGGCCCCAUGAGAAGCGACUGCUGCACACGCUUCUGGAUCAUUACAACGUCCUGGAACGACCCGUAGCAAACGAGUCUGACCCUCUACAGCUCAGCUUCGGCCUCACACUUAUGCAGAUCAUUGACGUGGAUGAGAAGAAUCAGCUACUAAUAACAAACAUAUGGUUAAAACUGGAAUGGAACGAUGUAAAUUUACGGUGGAACUCCUCGGAGUACGGUGGAGUCAAGGAUCUAAGAAUACCUCCACAUCGGAUAUGGAAGCCCGACGUACUCAUGUAUAACAGUGCUGAUGAGGGUUUCGACGGGACGUAUCCGACAAACGUUGUGGUCAGAAAUAACGGUAGCUGCUUGUACGUUCCACCGGGCAUCUUCAAGAGCACAUGCAAGAUAGACAUUACGUGGUUCCCCUUUGAUGAUCAGCGCUGUGAGAUGAAGUUUGGUAGCUGGACCUAUGAUGGCUUUCAGUUGGACCUACAGUUACAGGAUGAUAGUGGAGGAGACAUCAGUAGCUUCAUUACAAACGGUGAAUGGGACCUUUUAGGUGUUCCCGGGAAACGGAACGAAAUUUAUUACAACUGCUGUCCCGAACCAUAUAUAGAUAUAACUUUUAUCAUUAUCAUUCGCCGCCGGACACUGUACUAUUUCUUCAACCUUAUAGUUCCAUGUGUACUCAUCGCCUCGAUGGCUGUUCUGGGCUUUACACUGCCACCGGAUUCAGGCGAAAAGCUAUCUUUAGGCAUGCCUGGAGAAAAGAACGUAAAAGAAUAUGCUUGCUGUCCAGAGCCCUACGUAGACAUUACUUUCGCCGUGCAUAUUCGGCGACGGACUCUAUUUUACACGGUGAAUUUGAUCGUUCCUUGCGUUAUGAUCUCAUCUAUGACACUCCUUGGGUUCACUUUACCACACGAGUGUGGAGAGAAACUGACAUUAGGUGUCACAAUUCUUCUCUCUCUGACUGUAUUCCUAAACAUGGUGGCGGAGACGAUGCCUGCUACAUCUGAUGCCGUCCCUUUAUUAGAUGUCACCGUUCUUCUUUCGUUAACGUUUUUCCUAAACAUGGUAGCCGAAACUAUGCCUCCAACAUCUGAAAGACCCCUAAUAGGUACUUAUUUCAACUGCAUUAUGUUUAUGGUGGCUUCCUCAGUAGUUUCAACUAUUUUGAUUCUUAACUACCAUCAUAGAAAUGCAGACACACACGAAAUGUCUCCUUGGAUAAAAGCGAUCUUCUUACACUGGCUGCCUUGUAUACUGAGGAUGAGUCGCCCAGGGGCGGAAUCGGAUUCUUCUCGGAAGACAGCGCAGAAGCGCGAGAUGGAAUUGAAGGAGCGAUCUUCCAAGAGUCUUCUCGCCAAUGUGUUGGACAUCGACGAUGAUUUCAGACACCACCCUGGGGCCCUGCAGACAUCGAGCGCUGUUUCUGCAACGGGAUACCUUCGAGGUUCCCACGCGCACCACGACGAUGGAGGGGGCGGUGGUGGAACUCUCCUACAUGGGGGCAGUGGGAAUUCUUCUACGUGCCUCGGCCCUCACCGAGAACUUACCCUGAUCCUCAAGGAACUCCGCGUGAUCACAGACAAGUUGAGAAAAGAGGAUGAGGCCGCAGAAGUGACGAACGACUGGAAAUUCGCCGCCAUGGUGGUUGACAGAUUGUGCCUCAUUAUCUUCACGCUGUUCACAGUAAUUGCAACAAUUGCCGUGCUGUUCUCGGCGCCACACAUCAUCGUGACAUAAUCGCCGUUUGUUAUCUUUAUUCAUUAUUGUAUAAUAUUGGUAAAUUUGUGCAUCCCUGACAGGUUAGCAUCACACCAAAUCAAGUAGGGACUCGUGGUGCUAAGACCUGACUCGACUUGACUCACGAAACGGACGACAGAUGACUCUGACCGGUAGGGGAUAACAAGAUAUCUUAGAAAUAAAUAGCUAGAAAUUGAAACUAGAGGGGAGAUAUUUAUAAAACAGAUGACUAUCAACUUGCGCGAUACAACGAUUGGUUGUAUUGUUAGCUACAAUCCAGUGACUUGUUCGUAGUUAUUAUAUAAAUAAAUUAUUAAUGUGUCACCACUUUAUAAGAGAAAAAGUGUGUGGUUUUCACGAAUCGCAAUACAAUAAAUUUAGGUUGUAUUGUUCGUAUUUCUCGAGAACACACAAUACAAUAACUAGAUAUUGUUGAGCUUUGAGAAUUUUGGUUGUGAAUAAAUGGUUGAUUGUUCUUUUACAUUUUAUGAACGGGUUAUCAGAUGAUUCUUCCGCGCAUUUAUAUUGCUAAUAACAAGUACGGACAAUGUUAACUGAAUCUUUUUUGUGAGGCUAUUCAAUCGAGUCAUCGUUUUGAUGACUUUUUUAAUAGAUACGUUUUUUAUUGAAACAAUGAACUAGGAAUUGGUAUUUCAUAUAAGUACCAGAACAAGUUAGUAGGACGAUUCGUAGCCGAUGUUUACAUUGUAAUUGAACAUCACAGUCUGUAGUUACGCUGUAGAGACAUGCAUUAUAAAGUUGUUCACAUUUUUUGUAAUGAGAGUGAAUCUGAUAUUUAACUACACAUACCGUCAAGCUAAAUGUGAAUCAGAGUGGUUAAUAAUUUAAAUAAUUACAGUUUCAAACACGCGCUGAAUGACGUUUACCGAUAUGUGUACAAGUCAGACAAGUUACUGAUCAUUCGUGGAAUUACGUACAGACAAUAGAUCUAACCUAUCAAGUUUUCAUUGUGCCUAUCAUAUUCAGAGGUAACACGCAGUGCAACAGUGUUUUGUCAUUUUAUAUUAUACUGACGAAGUCAUCUUGUCUUCAAGUAAUCAUUAAAGUCAUCUUCUACCAGAGUAAGUUCUGUCUUACGUAUUGUUUUAGAUCGGCUUGGUAUUAUAAAAAGUAAGGUUAUGUUACAUGUUUUAAUUCAUAUCCACAUAUUUCUCAUCUGUUGAGAAAGAAUCCAAUGUAGCAAUGACUAUCACAAAGUGACUUUGUUCCAUGAAGCAUGAAUACUAAACUGGAAUAUGCAGUAGCAUGUAGUGUCGUGGUGAAGUCCUGAGUAAUUUUUAGGUUAGGUUUAAAGUGAAUCUUUGAUCGUCAUCGAAUAAAACAUGAGUAUUGAACUGCACAGGCCAAUGAAUCGAGCCUCGUUAGCCCACGACUUAUUUUACUAAUCUAUUACGCUGAACAGAGGGAUAAAUGCGAAAUGCUCAUUAUAUUAAACGUUGAUGCUGAAACAAUACUAAAUAGGAAGUCUGCAAGUGAAAAUCUGCCCUUUAUUUCCAUAUAAAUAGUAUCGUAAUAUAUUCCUGUGCCAAAAGUUAAAUGAAAAUUAAUUUCUCAUUUAUGGUGACCCACGCUCAAUGUAUGAUAUCUUUAGAAAGUGAUACAUGUAGUUACUUCUAAAGCAUAGUAUUUAAUUUUAUUAUUAAACAAUUAAAAACAGUAAAGGCACUGGUAAAGCUAUAUAGGAAUAACAGAAAGAUAAAUGUAUUUCUAACCUAUCAGUGGCGGUGUUAUAGGUGAUCAGUAGAAAAUUGUAAAUGUCUGUGUCUUAUAUGAGAAUUCCAAUGUUUAACCUGGAAAUUUUAAUCUGAAAUUAUGUCUUCAAAAGAAGUGUCUUAACAGGCAAUGGUCUGUGAAUGACCAAAAUGUCACCAGACAGUCCUGUCGCUUAACAAAAAUGAUCUAAAUGGAUCUAAAUGGGAAUUGGGGAUUUUUCUAUGCCCUUCUGUAGACAAAUGGCUAGUUAAUUUGGGCAGUCUAAAGAACAAAGUGAGAUUUCAGGUUCUUAUGGCAACAGUCUUGAAGACAGGUGUCUUCACGGAUGUUUGACAGGCAGUAUGAUAAUGAUGGAGGCAGUAACCCCCUCUGAGACAUAUGUUUGAAUCUACCAGACCACGUCUUACAUAAUCCCAUGGUAAAAUCACUUUAAUCUAUUGUCCAUAUGCUUUUUCUUAAAAUAAUGUUCUGUGUACCCACUAUUGUAGUUUAAGAUUUGCCGUAAUUGUUUCCUGAAGUUGUCCGACACUCACUGCAAUAAACUUCUAUCAGUUCUUUUGACAUCUUCCAUAAUUCGAUUUUUUUAGAAUUUCAGUUGAAUGAGCAUAAUUUUAAACACCUUGGUCCUUUGGUAGUCUAAGAAGUCGAGAGCUAGGUGUUUAGCAAAGAGACUGUGCUGAUCUCCAAAUUUUGAAAUCAGAUGGCAUGGAAACUUUCUCUACAAAGUACUAAUUAUAUCUCUUGUAUUGACAAUAAACUGCUUUAAAUAAAUUUCCUAAUAAUUUUUUUAAAAUUUAUUAGCCAUUUGCCUUCAGUAGAUCACUGGGAAAUACUCUGUUUCAUUGGAAGAUUCUUUAUAUCCACCUGUUAAAGUAAAUUAGUGUAGCUUUAGUUAAUUAAAUUUUACCCUAACACACGCAGUCCAAAUAUUUAUUUUGUCAAUUUAUUUAUUUUACAGUUCCACAUUUUUGUACCAUUUUUUUAAGAGUUUUAUCAUAUAAUGCAGUCUUCAAAGUACAUAUGUAUGUAGUUAUGUGCUUUGAAAACACUUAUAUAAACUGAUAAAGAAGAGAGAUAAUACAUGGGAACACAAAAAUAGAUUUUACCACUUAUAUUCAAAAUUGUGAAUAAAUUUGGGUUAUUAAUUAAUUAAAUAAAUCCAAGAUUAAAAAAAUUGCUUGAUGCAUGAUUUAUAUCCCCUUUGGUAACGUGGUAGAUCUAGAUGAUAAUGUAUGUCAAAAUCUAGAGUAUAAAAGCUAAUAAGCUUGUAUGUUUCAGGAACAAUCAUCGUAGUAUUCAACAAAUCCAGUAACUUCAAUAUAAAACUAUAAACAUAAGCAUGAUAAUAUAUUACAUGGAAGUCAUAAAGAUUUUGAAAUGAAACAUUGAACACAGUCAAGCGUAACAAAAAGCAAUUAGGCUCUAUGUCACGUUUUACUAAAGACAAAAUAUAUAAUUCAAUUGAAUUUGUAUAUCCUAAUAUUUCUAGAGAAAUUUACAUUAUAAUUGGUGAUAUUUCCAUUAUAAAUUGUGAAAUUACUUUUGAACUACAUAUAUUGACAUUCUAUAAAUGAUCAUAUUUAAAUCAACAAAAAAUAAUUUUUUUUGUGAUGUAGUUACAUUAUCACUAACAGAUUUGUCAAUUUUAUUAAUAUCUUCCAUUAAGCAUUUAUUAUAAUGAGAUACUCCCUUGUGUAGUGAAACAGGAUACGGGUUGGGAUCAUGUUCCCCUGACCAUAAGUAUUUACUAGUGACCAUAUAUACAUGAAAAUAAAUUAAUUUCGGGCUGUGAAAAGCACAAUUAUCUGACACCGAGUAUCUUGCCACUUUUGGGACUUUAAUAUAUUUAAAGUAGGUAUUUUCUUUACUCUCUAAAUAGAAAGGAAGAACAAAAUUCAGAAUAAAAUUUUGAUCUAUCCAAGACAAUCAGCAGAGUAUUUAAGGAAAAUAUGUUAAAGGUCAUAAUUACCAUUCAGACUCAAUAAUUAGAAUACUCACCACAGACUUGUUAGAUAUUUAUUUAAAUUUAGGUUUUGUAACACCCAUACCACCGCCCCAAAAAUUAAUUUUAUUGUUUGCUUUAUCUAGUAAAUGGAAGGACCAAUUCAAAUCCUUAACCGAAUAAAUUGUAGCUGAAAUAACUCAUAUUCAGACAGAUAAAUUCAAUCCACAUCCUUACGCCAUUUUCUUUACACAUUUGUUUUAAUAUUAUGUUUAUAUCCGCUUCUAGGUUUUUAAUAUAAAAGUACUGUAUAAACCCAAGCAAAUAUUUAAUAUAUUUACAGAUUACUAAAAUGAAAAUAAGUUCUGAAACAAAGUUACUUCAAUUUUCAAUAGCCUGAUGGAUUCAAAAGUUCUUCUGUAAUUAUUUGUAGUUUUGAAGGUUUACUUCAGUUCUUCCAACUGAAUACCAGAAUACAAGUUUGAAUUAUAAAUUAAAACUCUUUUUCAACAUUUCCUCCCACUUCAUUAAUCAUUAUGAGUUUUUCAUCCAUCCGGUCCCUUAGCUUCAUAAAUGGAAAACAUGUAUCAACAAUUUAUAUGGCAACAAACUUUCUAAUCAACCCAAAGUACUUAAAAUCUUGGAGAUGUGCCUGAUUAUGAGGCACUUUGAUUACAUUAUUAAAUAUAUCAAUAAAACGUUACAUUGAUAGCGGUAUUUAUUUUUCAAAGGAUAUUUCUGGGCUGUAUAAAUAUGAGUUAUUCAGUCUAUAAUUAAGGUCCUUUUGAAGCAAGGAGCAAAAUUAAAGUUGGGAACUAUAAUAUAUUACAUAAUAAUAAUUAGAAUUUUUUACUCAAUGCAUUUUAAUGUGUAAACUCUUUCACAUUUCUAACGUUAAAUGUGUUACAUAAGGGCGCUAUAUAUUAGAAUCUCUAUUUCUGUGCCAAAUUGUGUGCUGAAUAAUACAUUCAGGCAUCUGAAUAUUAAGAUUUUGGCUAUAUUCAUAAUGUAUUCAAAUACAAUUAACAUACUGCAACUAUGAAAACAUGGACAAUUUACCCUUCUUUACUUACAACAGUCAGUAUAUUAUUCGUGUCUGCUCCGCGACAGUAGUAGCCAAACACGAUCUGAAUUACUUGUCUAGCGACAGGCAUGCAUUAUAACUGUGCCAUAAUACAUUUGGUCAUAUCACAAUUAUCAGCAUAUCAUAGAUUGUAUCCUGUUCCAAUUAGUUCAAAUUUGAGCAUAGGUGUUGUAAAAUUAUUGUAAAAUUCAAUUACAUUCUAGAUUGAUAUUUUCUAGUAUGCAUAUUGAUUCAAAAUCACAAAGGAUCAUUGUUAAAUUUAGUUAUGUUAUGCCCCAAACCAUAUGUUCAAGUAUACAUGAUGCCACAGAAAUAAAGUAAAUUUCUUUUUUUCUUGCUGUCAAAAUGUUGAGAUUUCAGAAAAAUAUUAUUGGUUGACAUGACAGUUUUCUUUUGAUGCAAGUUUGAUCCUCUCUUAUAGGAGUAAUUCUACUAUUAUGAUGGAACGUAGUUGGUUCUGACAAAUUUCAUAACGCGUAUGUCUAAAUUUUGCGAAGAUCUAUCGCAUGCACACAAACUGUUUCCAUUCAUCUCAAUCUUUGGAAUCUUAUUAACUAUAAAUUCCAUCUGUUCACUAUUCCAUUAUGGAAUGCUAAUAUCACCUCUACUAAAGAUGAAUUACGCCCUUUUUUAUUCGUGAAGGCACACAUUCAAAGGCAUUUUAUCGACACAUUGAAAUAGCGAAUGCUAAAGGUUACUUUUUUGUUGUCGCUUGUGGUCUUCUCAGCUGUGAUGCCAUGUACCAACAUUCUGGAGAAAGCUGAAGAUAUUUGGGAUAUAAAAUGAAAUUGAUACGUUCCUCCAAAAACACCAGAGCCGUACUGCAACGACUCAGAAAACUACGAUUAUGAUUUUGAAUGCUUUGAAACACUCACAUUUCAUAUGUUUUCAUUUAAUGUUGUUGUAUAAUUUACAUUAUAUUUAAUAAGUUCUACUAACAAUGAUUAUGCCCUUUUCUGCCAAAUCUUAGUAUUACAGACCAUAAGAAUUGCUCGUCGGAUAGGGAGAGAGGUCAUAUCCCAGAUUAGAAGGGGAAGGUAUGGAAAAUUAACUGUUGUGUACAGUAAAGUACUGUCUUAGCUUAUGUAUGAAUUAAAUGCAGCACAAAGCUAGUUUACAUAUUUUGGACUGUGACAGAUUAAACAGUGCCCGUGUUAUUACCUUUUACAAUUUACUUUCAGGGAGAGGUUUACGAGAGUUGAACAAUAAAAGGUUGAUACAGUAAUUUUAACCAAUGAGUUAUAUUGUAAAAUUCAGUUUUAAUUCACAUUGCUUCAGUUUAUGCCUCUGCAUAAUUUAUAUCUUUGAGGAUGAAAAUUUUACCGAACAAAUCGUGUGAUAAUAACAGUAUUGUCUUAAAAUCCUCUAAUACUAUGAAGAAAAAUAUUUGCCAGCCAUUUUUCCAUGUAAUUACAUGGUCUGCAAGUUACAAGUUUGCAGUUUGAGAUAAAAUAUAAGAAGUGCAUGUCAACUGUCAGUUUCUCAGUUGCAUGUGGACACUGUAGGAGUGUUCUAGCUCCAUGCAUAUUAACAGCUUUCAUUUAUCUAGAAAUGUUGGCAUCAAACAGAUGUAAAAGAUGUCUUAUAAUGAGGUGUCAUUUUAAAAAGAACCUACAUAAAUUGGUAUAUAACAUAAUUAUGUGUAAGACUUUUCAGUUACAGUAUUAACAUGUUCAUAUAUGUCUACAUUUCACAUAUGUUUCUGAGUAGAUGGGCAUGUCGUAUAGCGGUAUCGUCUAGCGGGUAUAUUUGACCCACAUGGAAUGGUGAAAAUUAUCUUUCAGGAAAUUUAGCUGUAAUAUUAAAGCAUCUUGUCACGAUAUUGAAUAUUUAUAUUUAUUCUAUGACCUGUCAUUGCAAACUUUUUUUAAUGUAUGUUACAUUGCAGUGUAAUAUAACAUUCACUUAUAAAAUUAUGUAUAGAAGUUUCGUAUAACAAGCAUCAUCGUCGACUACGACAUUCUCACAAACUGAAAUGCAUGACAAAAUCAGACGUCGUAUCAGAUCAGCCACACAUCUACAGGCUGCUUGUCCAACAUGUAAGUUGCUCAGUAGAGUUUGAAGAAUUAAAAAUUAACAUAUUUUCUGCGUCGUGAACAUGUUAAUCACUGAGCAAAAAAUAAUUGUACUUAAAAACUACUAUGGCCAAAAUAUAUAAUGGAAUGUUGCAUGUAUAAAUACAAAGCCUAAUUAUAUAUGCAACACCAAAUUUUCAUUUAUAACAGCAUUAGUCUUUUGUUAUAUUUUAAAAAUGACCUUUGUAUAAAUCUUUGUGAUUUUCCCUGUUGUUACAAUGAGAGAUUUAAGAAAACUUUGAAUAAUCUUUCCUUCUCUUGAGUGUAGUUACUGUUAUUUCUCUAGGAAAAAGGAAUUCGCAACAUAUUCUGAGUGAAAGUGUGGAAAUUAAUGGCAGAACAGAAGUAAAAAUGUUUUAAGAAGUACAAUUAACUUUUUUAAAUAAGAAAGUAAAUAGUGGCCAGAAUGUGUGUCAUCCUUCUUAUUAGAUAGUGACCAUCAUCGUCAUUGCUCUGGGAUUUUGUACAGUCUCCAUGGAUCUGUUACAACAGUACUAAAAGGUGCAACUCAAAAAAGUACUCAAGUACAUUUCGCUAUGGCUAAUUACCUUCAAAAUGUUCUGCCUUAAAGGCUUCAUAUUCUUACAAAGAAAUAUAACUUGUAAUUAUAUUCAAUAUUUAAAUUUCUGUAACCAUUUAUGCGCUAUUAUUUAAACUGUAAGAAAAUUUAUACUUUCAUAACAAUAGCUAUAUUAAAUUUACCUAAAUUUAUCAAAGGAGUUUGUUUGUAUUUUAAGUAAAGAGCACGUAACUUUGUUUCAAUAAAAUUUGUGUUAUUUAAAUUGGAACAAAUUUAAUUUAAUACUUAAUUGUAUUGUACUCAGAAGGAUACAAAAUAGUGAGACAAAUUAUUAUAUUUCAAAGUAUUUUACAUAAAUUUUUUGACAAAUUAAUUGUUUAAAAAGCCUUAUUAAACACUGCAUAUUGGUAGCCUAAGAGAACAGAUGUAAUCACCUUCGUAGUCGUACUUUUAACUAUUAUGAACUUGAUUUAUUUUCAGUAAUAUUUUCUCAGUUUCUAAUUGUAAUUUUUUGUAAUCAUUACUUGCAAAAUUAUAUACAUAUUUGUAUUUCUCCAUGCAAAUAAAUUAUCAACUAGAGUUCUGUACAAUGCAGUGAGAAUGUCUCGUAACUUUUACACUAAAUUACAAGUUUGUUUCACAUGAACCACAAUUUCAGUAAAUAUAAUAUGAAUUUAGUAUUGUUAAAGUUAAAGUUAAAGUUGAGUUUAACGCAGUCAGAAUCCAGUAAAGUGUUGAGUGAAGCCUUAUGUCAGGAUUGAGGUUAUGUUAACUUGCUGCCUUGUUGGGGCAUUCCUAUUUCUCAGGCAGUGGAGUAGAGGAAUUUUGGUAGAAUAAUAAUUUGCAUGGGAAAGUUGAACUACCCUGAGAAAAUUUUAUCUGAAUAUCAUCGUGCCCACAAAACCAACACGACUGCCCUUGGAGUAGCCCCAUGAAUUAGAAACGAAAGCUUAGUAUCUAACAGUCAGAGGUGCAGCACAUCUAAACUAUUAAAAGAUAAAAUGAAUUUAUAUAUAUUCAGUCUUCCAACUUGAAUUAUAGUUUAUAAACAUAUUUACCUAUUACAGAUACCCAAUUUAUACAAAAUUACUUUAGGUAAAAUAUUUAAUAAUUUUUAUGUUUAUCAAACUUGCAUACAUAAAAGAUAAAAUUGAGAAUUUUAUCAGAUUAAAUUUUCAAAUUAUAACACCAUUUCGAGUCUGUAUGAUUUUAAAAUAAAAAUGUGAUUACAUCGAUGAAAAUAUAUCGAUUAAUCGCAAUUUAAAAGAUAUUUUAAAUUUUAUUCCUGUGUUGUCUAGAAGAUUUAUGUUUUAAAAAAAAUAUUAUUUUUUUUUUUGAAAGCUGGUAGUGCCGAGUGUGUUACAUCCUACAGGUAGACGUACGAAUUCCCAGAAUCAACUUGACCUGUUUCUCUGCGACAAUCUUUCUUCAUUUUAAACAUUCAUGGUGCUGAGUCAGCUGUUGCAUUCACAUCAGCUGACUAUAAUAUUUACUGUAAGUUAAUGAUGAUAAUGGGUCACCAAGAAUGAUCACACAUGCUGUUUGUCAGUGUUAUUUAUGUAGAUGAUAUUAAAUAAUUUAAAAAUAAACACAGAGAUAGGGACUUGUUAAAUACUAUAUGAAAGUAUAAGAUACCAACCGUGAAAUCACCGCGUUUCCGUCGGUGAGAUACUUAUAUAAUGUCUGUAUGAUAUUAAUAUUUAUUACAUAUAUUAUUCAUGAGAAAAGAAGGGUAUGUAAAAUAAAGCCUGUUAUUUUAAUUGCAAUUAAUUCAAAGUUGCAUGAGAACACAAAAUACAAUUCGAAAAUAUUUCGAAUUAAGAACGCCUCUUUAAAACUGACUUUCUACUUGAAUGGAUGUUAAUAAAUAAACCAGUCUGUUGUAACAGAAGAUAUCACGUGGCCAUUAUCUUAUGAAUAAUCUGACUAUAAGGCUUCUUUAAUUAUAAUUAGGCUUCUUCUACUGUAGAUGUUUGUAGGUUAAAAUAUUCGCAAUUCUGAUUGCAUGAUAUAUAUAUACAUAUAUCUGUAAUGAUACUGUCUUUCAGGUUUCAACAUCCAAUUGCUCAUAGUGUUACCCUGUAAGAAAUUUUGAGAAAAGAUUGUUAUCAUAAAACAGUAAUAAAAAAUAUAUUACACUGUAAUUAUAAUGUAAAAUAACAACAAUAUUAUGAAAAUAUAUUAAUUAAAGCAUACCAGUCUACAUAGAGACACAUGUCACUUAA
Zootermopsis nevadensis is the source of this 11697-nucleotide messenger RNA. RefSeq names its product neuronal acetylcholine receptor subunit alpha-7. Lineage: Eukaryota; Metazoa; Arthropoda; Insecta; Blattodea; Termopsidae. Gene Ontology annotation, biological process: monoatomic ion transmembrane transport. The record is from RefSeq and is a predicted model, not a curated record. Gene Ontology annotation, cellular component: postsynaptic membrane. Gene Ontology annotation, molecular function: acetylcholine-gated monoatomic cation-selective channel activity; transmembrane signaling receptor activity.